AUGAAAUCAGUUGCAGCGUCAGUCAUCACUGAAGAAGAAAACCAAAACAAAACUAAAACAGAGAAAGGAGGAGCCUAUAAUUUACUGAAAUGUGUCAUUUGGUUCUUUGCAGAAUCCUUACUGAAGACAUUUGAAGGCUGUUUGACGUUUCCACUAGGACUGGGAGAUGGGCAAUUCUAUUCGUGGACAGAUGGUCUGAGAAGAAAAGACUGGCAUGACUACGAAAGCAUUCAGAAGGACGCUUUGCGCUCAGGGAAAGGAGAACAUGGCAAACCAUAUCCUCUUACUGAAGAGGACCGUGAUGACUCAGCUUACAGGGAAAAUGGCUUCAAUAUUUUUGUCAGCAACAAUAUUGCUUUAGAGAGGUCUCUGCCAGACAUCCGUCACGCUAACUGUAAGCACAAAAUGUACCUUGAAAGGCUGCCAAACACCAGCAUCAUUAUCCCAUUUCACAAUGAAGGCUGGACCUCACUCCUGCGGACCAUACACAGUGUGAUUAACCGAACCCCAGAGAGUCUGAUAGCAGAAAUCAUUCUAGUCGAUGACUUCAGCGAUAGAGAACACUUGAAGGAUAAGUUAGAAGAUUACAUGGCUCGGUUUUCCAAAGUGAGAAUCGUUCGCACCAAGAAAAGGGAAGGACUCAUCCGGACCCGACUCCUGGGAGCUUCGAUGGCCAGAGGCAAGGUGUUGACCUUCCUGGACUCCCACUGUGAGGUCAAUGUGAACUGGCUGCCCCCACUCCUCAACCAAAUUGCACUAAACCACAAAACCAUCGUGUGUCCCAUGAUCGAUGUCAUUGACCACAAUCACUUUGGGUACGAGGCACAAGCUGGGGAUGCCAUGCGAGGAGCCUUCGACUGGGAAAUGUACUACAAAAGAAUCCCCAUCCCUCCAGAGCUCCAGAGGGCUGAUCCCAGCGACCCUUUCGAGUCUCCUGUUAUGGCUGGGGGUCUCUUCGCAGUGGAUCGAAAGUGGUUUUGGGAACUGGGUGGCUAUGACCCAGGCUUAGAGAUCUGGGGAGGAGAGCAGUAUGAGAUCUCUUUUAAGGUUUGGAUGUGUGGAGGAGAAAUGUUUGACGUUCCGUGUUCUAGAGUUGGUCAUAUCUACAGGAAGUAUGUCCCUUACAAAGUUCCAUCUGGGACCAGCCUGGCAAGAAACCUGAAGCGUGUGGCUGAAACCUGGAUGGAUGAAUUUGCUGAGUACAUUUACCAGCGGCGGCCAGAGUACAGGCACCUCUCCACCGGGGACAUCUCUGCCCAGAAGGAGCUGCGCAAACGACUCAAGUGUAAAGACUUCAAAUGGUUCAUGGCUGCGGUGGCCUGGGAUGUGCCUAAGUACUACCCUCCGGUAGAGCCCCUGCCAGCGGCGUGGGGGGAGAUUCGGAACCUGGCGGCCAACUUGUGUGUGGACAGCAAGCACGGAGCCACGGGGACUGAGCUGAGGCUGGACAUCUGUGUCAAAGAUGGUUCCGAAAGGACGUGGUCUCAUGAGCAGCUCUUUACUUUUGGGUGGAGAGAAGAUAUUCGACCCGGUGAGCCUCUGCACACCCGAAAAUUCUGCUUCGAUGCAAUCUCAAACAGUAGCCCUGUCACGCUCUAUGACUGUCACGGCAUGAAAGGGAACCAGCUCUGGGGAUACCGGAAGGACAGAACACUAUUUCACGCUGUGAGCAACAGCUGCAUGGACUGUAAUCCUGCAGAGAAGAAGAUUUUCAUGGCCAGAUGUGACCCUCUCUCUGAGACUCAGCAAUGGAUUUUUGAACAUAUCAACAUGACUGUUUUAGAAAAAAAUAGCCACCAUGCCAGCUCCUAG
Messenger RNA from Peromyscus eremicus (cactus mouse), 1812 nucleotides. RefSeq names its product polypeptide N-acetylgalactosaminyltransferase like 6 (gene Galntl6). The record is from RefSeq and is a predicted model, not a curated record. The coding region runs from base 1 to 1812 and encodes 603 amino acids. Gene Ontology annotation, cellular component: Golgi apparatus. The transcript is spliced from 13 exons. NCBI's taxonomy places the organism in Eukaryota, Metazoa, Chordata, Mammalia, Rodentia, Cricetidae.